UUCCGGUUGCAUCAGCGUGGGAGCCCCGGCGAAAUGAGACUGUUCGUGAGCGAGGGCGCCCCUGGGAGCCUUCCCGUGCUGGCGGCGGCCGGGCGGGCCCAGGGCAGGGCGGAGCUGCUCAUCAGCACUGUAGGCCCGGAAGAGCGUGUGGUCCCGUUCCUGACCCGGCCAAAGGUCCCUGUCUUGGAACUGGAUAGUGGCAACUAUCUCUUCACCACAAGUGCAAUCUGCCGAUACUUCUUCUUGUUAUCUGGCUGGGAGCAAGAUGACCUCACCAACCAGUGGCUGGAAUGGGAAGCGACGGAACUGCAGCCAGCUUUGUCUGCCGCCCUGUACUCUUUAGUGGUCCAAGGCAAAAAGGGGGAAGACGUUCUUGGCCCACUCCGAAGAGCCCUGACUCACAUUAACCACAGCUUGAGUCAUCGAAACUGUCCUUUCCUGGCAGGGGAGACAGAAUCUCUAGCUGACAUUGUUUUGUGGGGAGCACUGUAUCCAUUACUCCAAGACCCAGCCUACCUCCCUGAGGAGCUGGGUGCCCUACACAACUGGUUCCAGACCCUGAGUUCUCAGGAGCCAUGUCAACGAGCUGCAGAGACUGUGCUGAAGCAGCAGGGUGUCCAGGCCUUGCGGCCCUACCUCCAAAAGCAGCCCCAACCAGGCUCCCUGGAGGGGAAGGCUGUCAGCAACGAACCUGAGGAGGAGGAGCUGGCCGCCCUGUCUGAGGAGGAGAUCGCCAUGGCUGUGACUGCUUGGGAGAAGGGCCUGGGAGGCUUGCCCCCUCUUCGGCCACAGCAGAAGCCAGUGCUGCCUGUGGCUGGAGAAAGGAACGUGCUCAUCACCAGUGCCCUCCCUUACGUCAACAACGUCCCCCACCUUGGAAACAUCAUCGGCUGUGUGCUCAGUGCUGAUGUCUUUGCCAGAUACUCCCGCCUCCGCCAGUGGAACACGCUCUACCUGUGUGGGACAGAUGAGUAUGGUACCGCCACAGAGACCAAGGCUAUGGAGGAGGGUCUGACCCCUCAGGAGAUCUGUGACAAGUACCAUGCCAUCCAUGCCGACAUCUACCGCUGGUUUAACAUCUCAUUUGACAUUUUCGGUCGGACCACUACUCCCCAGCAGACCAAGAUCACCCAGGACAUCUUCCAGCGGUUGUUGACGCGCGGGUUCGUGCUGCAAGACACCGUGGAACAGCUGCGGUGUGAGCGCUGUGCCCGCUUCCUGGCCGACCGCUUCGUGGAGGGCGUGUGUCCUUUCUGCAACUACGAGGAGGCCCGGGGUGACCAGUGCGACAAGUGCGGGAAGCUUAUCAAUGCCAUUGAGCUCAAGAACCCUCAGUGUAAAAUCUGCCGGUCCUGCCCUGUGGUGAAAUCCUCUCAACACCUGUUCUUGGACCUGCCUAAACUGGAGCAGAGAGUGGCGGCGUGGCUGGGGAAGACGCUGCCUUGCGGUGACUGGACACCCAACGCCCGCUUCAUCACCCGUUCUUGGCUUCGGGAUGGCCUCAAGCCACGCUGUAUAACCCGAGACCUCAAAUGGGGAACCCCUGUACCCUUAGAAGGUUUUAAGGACAAGGUAUUCUAUGUCUGGUUUGAUGCCACCAUUGGCUACCUGUCCAUCACAGCCAACUACACAGACCAGUGGGAGAGAUGGUGGAAGAACCCAGAACAAGUGAACCUAUAUCAGUUCAUGGCCAAAGACAAUGUUCCUUUCCACGGCAUAGUUUUUCCUUGUUCAGUCCUAGGAGCUGAGGACAACUACACCUUGGUCAGCCACCUCAUUGCUACAGAGUACCUGAAUUAUGAGGAUGGGAAAUUCUCCAAGAGCCGGGGUGUGGGAGUGUUUGGGGACAUGGCUCAGGACACAGGGAUCCCUGCUGACAUCUGGCGCUUCUAUCUGCUGUACAUUCGGCCUGAGGGCCAGGACAGUGCCUUCUCCUGGACAGACAUGUUGCUCAAGAACAACUCUGAGCUCCUUAACAACCUGGGCAACUUCAUCAACAGAGCUGGGAUGUUUGUGUCCAAGUUUUUUGGGGGCUAUGUGCCUGAGAUGGUGCUUACCUCUGAUGAUCAGCGCCUGCUAGCCCACGUCACACUGGAGCUCCAGCAUUACCACCAGCUGCUGGAGAAGGUUCGGAUCCGGGACGCCCUGCGCAGCAUCCUCACCAUCUCUCGUCAUGGGAACCAGUACAUCCAGGUUAACGAGCCCUGGAAGCGGAUUAAAGGCAGCGAGGCUGACAGGCAGCGGGCAGGGACAGUGACAGGCGUGGCAGUGAACAUCACCGCCUUGCUCUCCGUCAUGCUGCAGCCUUACAUGCCCACGGUCAGCGCCACCAUCCAAGCCCAGCUGCAGCUCCCGCCUGCAGCCUGCGGCAUCCUACCCCCCAGCUUCCUGUGCACCUUACCGGCAGGACACCAGAUUGGCACCAUCAGUCCCUUGUUUCAAAAAUUGGAAAAUGACGAGAUUGAAAGCUUGCGGCAGCGCUUCGGCGGGGGCCAGCUAGAAGAGCCCUUGAAGUUAAAGGCAAAAGCAGCCCCCGCGCCGGUUGUAGAGGCCGAGACACCAGCUGGGCCACAGCAGGUACAAAUGCUGAUGGAUGAAGUGACAAAACAGGGCAACAUUGUCCGUGAGCUGAAAGCACAAAAGGCAGACAAGAACCAGGUUGCUGCGGAGGUGGCUAAACUCUUGGAUCUGAAAAAACAGUUGGCUCUAGCGGAGGGAAAACCCCUGGAAACCCCUAAAGGCAAGAAGAAAAAGUGAGACCUUGACUCAUAGAAAGUCACUUUACUGGAUACGGACAGUAAUAAAUGAACGUACAACCUCU
This is a messenger RNA of Talpa occidentalis (Iberian mole), 2821 nucleotides long. RefSeq names its product methionyl-tRNA synthetase 1 (gene MARS1). Gene Ontology annotation, biological process: methionyl-tRNA aminoacylation. Gene Ontology annotation, cellular component: aminoacyl-tRNA synthetase multienzyme complex; cytosol. Bases 34 to 2757 code for a protein of 907 amino acids. The record is from RefSeq and is a predicted model, not a curated record. Gene Ontology annotation, molecular function: ATP binding; methionine-tRNA ligase activity. Lineage: Eukaryota; Metazoa; Chordata; Mammalia; Eulipotyphla; Talpidae. The transcript is spliced from 22 exons.